Messenger RNA from Caenorhabditis angaria, 3274 nucleotides. NCBI's taxonomy places the organism in Eukaryota, Metazoa, Nematoda, Chromadorea, Rhabditida, Rhabditidae. The record is from the annotation of a GenBank genome assembly.
AUGAGCAGUAGCGGUGGAGGAGGAAAAUAUGAAGUGUUGCAAGGAUACUACGCAGUGCACGACGAGUUAGGCUCGGGAGGUUUUGGAAAAGUCCGACUUGCCACACAUCUCCUGACAAAUCAGAAGGUCGCCAUAAAAAUCAUCGAUAAAAAACAAAUCGGACAUGAUUUGCCAAGAGUGAAAACCGAGAUGGAUGCAUUGCGCAAUCUUUCGCAUCAAAAUAUAUGUCGGCUUUAUCAUUAUAUUGAGACAGAAGAGAAAUUCUAUAUUGUUAUGGAAUAUUGUAGUGGUGGAGAGAUGUUUGAUUAUAUUGUGAGAAAAGAGAGACUGGAAGAAUCUGAAGCUCGACAUUUCUUUCGACAAUUAGUCUCCGCAAUCGCUUAUGUUCAUUCACAAGGUUAUGCUCAUCGAGACCUCAAACCCGAAAACCUUUUGCUCACCGAAGAUUUGCAUUUGAAACUCAUUGAUUUCGGAUUAUGCGCAAAAACCGAGAAAGGAAAUAUCGAUAAACAUCAUUUAGACACUUGUUGCGGUUCUCCAGCAUAUGCAGCCCCUGAAUUAAUCCAAGGUUUACCUUACAAGGGAAAUGAAGCUGAUGUUUGGUCAAUGGGAAUACUUUUAUACACUUUAUUAGUUGGAGCAUUACCAUUUGAAGAUGAUAAUAUGCAAGCAAUGUAUCGGAAGAUACAACAUGGAUCAUAUUAUGAACCAGAAUGGUUGACACCAAUGAGUAGACAGUUAUUGAGAUCAAUGUUGCAAGUUGCACCAGAAAGAAGAAUAACUGUGAAAAGAUUGUUGGAACAUGAAUGGUUGACUCAUAAAUAUAUGCAACCCAUCAAAUGGACCACUAUUUAUGACGUAAGUUUGAAAUUUCAUUGGAAAUCCUAGCUUUGAAUAAGAAAAGAAUGUAAUAAAUUAAUUCUGCAGAAAAACUUCAUUGACCGUGAUGUUGCUCGUGUUAUGUCUCGAUAUUAUGGCGUCGAAACAACUGACAAAAUGAUUGAAAAGAUCAAAGAAUGGCCAUUUGAUUAUAUGACUGCCACGUAUUAUUCUCUUUUAUCGCGCAAACGAAGAAAUGAGGAAAUUGUAUUGCCGUUGAAUCGACAUGCCAAAGUCGCCAAUCAAAAUAUGAAACAGAUUCUGUGUUCGCCAACAAUUCACGCGUCUUUGGAUCAGAAUUUGGAUAAAUCUGGAUUGGAAGAUGAAGAAGAGGAAGUUAGCACAUCUUCGAGUGGUGGAGGAGCUGGAAGUAGUGAGGAGAAUUUGAAGAAUACUAAUGUUAAUGUUGUGAUGCGGAAGAAGAAACAGGCGCAGGUUAUUAAGCCAUUGUCACCGGAAAGAGAUAAGGUAACUUUUUUCUAGAGUUAUUCUGAAAUUCUAGGAUCUACACGAUGAUAUUGUAUUCUUUCUUAUUCUAUUCAUAAUUUUCACUAACUUUCCUUAUCAGAAUUUUUCCUAAUUUUCAAUUUUGCAGAAGCUCUCCUACGCCAACGCAAUGCUCACAAUGCAAUCUCAAUUCACCGGCCUUUCUCCAAUUUCUCUCAAAAACUUUGGCUCACCAAUAUCUGCUCACAAAGAUCCAAUAACUCCAACACGUGGAUAUUCAUUGAAUCGAGAUGGUCAACUUGGAGGAACUUCAGAUAACAAAGAAAACACUGGAUAUAGUUAUCGAGUUGGUGCGGCAAGUUGUAAAGUUCGAGGACCGUUGAAAAUCGAAGAUGAUGGAACUAGAAGAAGUGUUUAUACAACACCGAAUCGACCAGCAUUACGUGGAUUGUUUAGUCCGGCUGGAGAUGAAAGAAGACAACGAUCGAAAUCGACUGAAAGAAGUAGUAGUGGAUUAACUGGAGGAUCUCCGAUUUCAAUUGGAAGUUCAACAAGUGGAGGAGCCAAUGGUAAGAGAUUUGGAGAAAAUUUUGAAAAUUUCAAAAAAUAAUAGUUCAUAAGGCCUGACAAGGGAGCUAAAUAACUGAAAAUAAAACAAAAUUUAUAUUUUUUGAAAAAAAUUCACGUGACCUUUUCAAUGAGCAUUUUUUCAUUUUCAUUUUAAAUUCAUUUCGAAAACUGUUCCGAACCCUUUAAAAAUUUUCUAUUUUUCUAAUAACCUUCUUGUUUUCUCUAGUGUUUUUUGAACACAAAAUAAUUUUAGACAAUUCAAAGUGUAAACUUGAUUCAAUUACCCAAUCAAAUUCUCUCACUCUCUUUGCUAAUUUGACAAAAAAUGAUGAUCUUUGUGUAGACAGAAAAUUAUAGAAAAAUUCCCUGAGAAAUCCCAAUUUUUGAUGUUGAUGUCGACAAAAAUAACAAUUAGUACAGAAAAAAUGCACUUUUGUUAUUUGGGAAAUUUUUUGAAUAAACAAGAUUUGUUUGCAGAAUCUGGAGAUAUUCGAACUCCUCGAGGUCGCACCAAAACUCCUCACACUCGUUUCACCAAACGCGUUUUCACAUCAUUGGAACGAAAAAAGGAGAAAUUGAUAACAUUGUUGACUCCGCGAAAAUUGCAAAGAGAUUCGCCGCAAGUUUUGAAAAAUGUCAAAAAUAUGGUGAAUGUUUCAAUGACUGCUUAUACAUCGCCAGAAGAUGUUCGAGAUGAAUUGGUCAAAGUUUUUGAGCAAGAAAAAAUGAAGUUUGAAACGAAUGGAUGGAAAUUGGUGGCACAUAAAGAGAGUAAACAUGGAUGGAUGAGUGUUGAAUUGGAAGUUGUUAAAGUUCAGAUUUGUGAUACGGUGAGUGUUUUAUUGACUCUGUUGCCUCUAAAUCCCAUUAGGUAGUUUUUUCUCAAUUUUCUAAGAAAAUUCAAUCCAAAUUUUUCGAAUAUUUUUCUCAACAAAUUCAAUUGUUCCAAGAAAUUUAGAAUAAAUUUAUAAAGGUCUUCAAAAUUACCAAAUUUUUUUUGCAUUGCUCAUAUCAAAUUCUUUCUGCUCUUCUUUGCUUCUAAUCUGAUAACAUGCAUGAGCAAUGCUAUUUUAUCAAUUUUUGUUUCGAGAAUUUUCGAAAACAAAUGAUGUUGCGAAAUAAUUUUCGGAUACUUUUUCCCUGAAAAUCAUCAGCGUGACUCAGUUUUUAUUCACGUGAGCAAUGCCGGAAAAAAUGAUUGGAAAAAUAAUGGAAAUGGGAUUGAGAAAUGCAAUUUUUCGAAAACUUUGCAUUUUGAAAACAAAAAAUUGUUUAUCAAAAAAAGUUUCAGGUUGGAAUACGUCGAAAACGUCUGAAAGGGGACGCAUUUUUGUACAAAAAAGUGUGCGAACGAAUUUUGCAACUUGGAAGAUUCUAA